Molecule: messenger RNA, 1598 nt
Organism: Cynara cardunculus var. scolymus (artichoke)
Lineage: Eukaryota; Viridiplantae; Streptophyta; Magnoliopsida; Asterales; Asteraceae
Product: aldehyde dehydrogenase family 2 member C4-like
Exons: 9
Coding region: 33-1541 (502 amino acids)
Molecular function (GO): aldehyde dehydrogenase (NAD+) activity
Source: RefSeq, a predicted model, not a curated record
AAUUGAUAUGUAGUAGUGGGUGGAAAGUAUAAAUGGUGAUGGCGGACGGAAGCACAAGUUCAGAGAAUUACAAGAGGAUUCCCAACAUCGGCUUCACAAACCUCUUCAUCAAUGGAGAUUUUGUUCAUUCCAUUUCAGGAAAAACGUUUGAGACAAUAGACCCGAGUACAAAACAAGUGAUAGCAAAUAUCGCACAAGGAGAUAAAGAAGAUGUUGAUUUAGCAGUAAAAGCAGCUAGACAAGCUUUUGAUGACGGUUGUUGGCCUCGCAUGCCCGGAUAUAUGAGGGGGAAAAUAAUGAAUAAAUUCGCUGAUCUAAUCGACGAAAACAUUGAGGAACUAGCGCUACUGGAAACCCUUGAUGCGGGUAAAGUUUUUAGCUUUGAGACCACGGUCGACAUUCCUAGUAUAUCAAAAGAACUCCGCUAUUUUGCUGGCGCCGCAGAUAAAAUUCACGGAAAAACUUUGAAAUUGUCUAGCGAGUUUCAAGGCUAUACUUUGCUCGAACCCAUUGGCGUAGUUGGUCUUAUCAUCCCAUGGAACUUCCCUAGUGCCAUGUUUAUUCUUAAAUGUGCACCCGCUUUAGCCGCCGGCUGCACGAUGGUCGUGAAGCCUGCAGAACAAGCACCCCUCCCAGCUCUCUACUUGGCCCAUUUGGCUAAACUCGCAGGGAUCCCAGAUGGUGUUCUCAAUGUUGUGACAGGAUUGGGACAUAUAGCAGGUGCUGCUGUAGCCUCACACAUGGAUAUAGACUCUGUUAGUUUCACGGGAUCAACAGAAGUUGGACGACGAAUUAUGCAGGCUUCGGCCACAAGCAAUUUGAAAACAGUCUCUCUCGAACUUGGGGGUAAAUCCCCGCUCAUAAUCUUUGACGAUGCAGAUGUUGAUCAAGCCGCGGAUCUUGCUCUCUUUGGGAGUCUUGCUAAUAAGGGAGAAAUUUGUGUGUGUAGUUCGCGCGUAUUUGUUCAAGAAGGGAUUUAUGAUGAACUCAUGAAAAAAUUGGUUGAAAAGGCAAAAACCUGGAUCGUCGGGGAUCCGUUUGAUCCUUCCACUUGUCAAGGACCACAAGUUGAUAAGAAACAAUACGAGAGGGUGCUUUCGUACAUUGAUCAUGGAAAGAGAGAAGGUGCAACGUUGCUAAUCGGUGGUAAGCCUUGCGGAGACGAGGGAUAUUUUAUAGAGCCAACAAUCUUUGAAAAUGUAGCGGAUGAUUCGCUUAUCGCAAGGGAUGAAAUCUUCGGUCCGGUAAUGGCUGUCAUGAAGUUCAAAACGGUUGAAGAAGUGAUAAAGAGAGGGAAUGCAACGUCAUAUGGUCUAGCGGCUGGGAUUGUGACGAAUGACUUGAACAUAGCAAAUAGGGUGUCGAGAUCGAUUCGGGCUGGUAUCGUUUGGAUAAACUGUUACCAUAAUUUCGAUUCAGGAUGCCCGAUCGGAGGAUACAAAAUGAGCGGGUUCGGAAAAGAUCACGGCAUGGAAGCCCUACAAAAGUAUAUAAAAACGAAAGCCGUUGUCACUCCCAUUUAUGAUUCGCCAUGGUUGUAAUAAAUAUCGUUUUAUUUCAAGGAAAUGGCAUGGAAUAAAUAUGUAAUUGUUUGGGCU